AUGUCUGGAUCGUCUGAACCACCCAAGUACACCAAAACGCCCCUUCACGUCAUCCAAGAACGGAUUGCAAAGCUAAAGCAGAACUCGGACAUCUUUGACGUUCAAGUCUCUACUCCACUUCAAAUUCGUGAGCUUGAAAUAGAUAGUGAAGGGAAUCAAGUAGAAGGAGGAUCAGCAGCUUCAAACACUUCAUCUGAUCAAUCACCACCACAUACCCCACAUCCACCACAUCAAGAACCACCCAACGCCCCAUUACCUUUACUUUUACCACCACCACCACCAAUGGCUCUCACCAUAAGGCAACUCUCUACAUCCGUCAUCCCACCUGGGGGAGUGCCAACCUGCAUAACCUACCCUGCUGCAGCUGAGGGAUUAACAGCUGAUUUUGAGUUGAAGUCUGGGUUGCUUCAUCGUCUUCCUACAUUCCAUGGACUCCCUAUGGAAGAUCCCAACAACCACUUGAUGGAAUUUCAGUUCAUAUGCACUAGCAUGAAGCCUCAAGGAGCUGAUGAGCAUAUUCUGAAGUUGAAGGCCUUCCCAUUUUCGUUGGCUGACAAGGCAAAACAGUGGCUCUACGAGUUGCCUAGUGGACGAAUUACAUCUUGGGGAGACAUGAUGAAGGCGUUUCUUGAGAAGUACUUUCCUACAUCUCGCAUCAUCAUGUUAAGGAAGAAGAUAAGUGGCAUCCAACAAGGGCAAGAUGAGUCCUACGCUGAAUACUAUGAGAGGUUCAAGUCUCUUAUCACUCAAUGCCCUCAACAUGGCAUGAAGGAUGAGACCUUGCUCACUUGCUUUUAUGAUGGUCUCACACCUUUGGAAAGAGACAUGUUAGAUGCUGCUUCUGGUGGAUCUUUUGUUGACAAGGAGCCUGCGGCUGGAAUGAUCCUUAUUGAGAAUAGGGCCUUGAAUCAACAACAAUAUGGGAACUCUAGGUCCAAGACCACCACCACACGUGAAAGGGUCCAUGAGGUAAGUACUUUAGCCCAAUUGGAAGAGAAAAUUAACAAACUUACUACUCUUGUGUCUCAGGGAGCACAAGGACAAGUCAUGGUGUGUGGAGUAUGUUCUAUGCAAGGGCAUGUGUCUGACCAAUGCCCUCAACUCAUGGAAAGUGGAGGACAAGAAGGUGUCAACGCCAUAGGUUUCCAACAAGGGUUCCAACGUCCUAGGAAUGAUCCAUUCUCGAAUACUUACAAUCCUGGAUGGAGGGACCACCCUAACUUUCGUUGGAAGGACAAUGACAACGUUCAAAAUGCACCUCAAGGCUUCCAACAACGUCCUCAGGGCUUUUAUCAAAAGCCCCAACCUCCUAACCCUACUCCUUUUAAUUCGAAUUUUAAUUCAAAUGCUUCUUCUUCUUCUAAUGAUGAAUUGAUUCGAACCCUAACUAAAUCUACUCAAGCUUUAAUUGCAGGUCAAACUCAUCAUGGGAAUCAGAUCAAUGCCAUAUCCACGGAUGUGAAUGAGAUGAAGAAGCAAAUGAGUCAAGUUGUGGAGUUUAUGGGUAAGUUUCAUGAGCAAGGAAAGCUACCAAGUGGUACCAUCCCAAAUCCUCACUUUGAGCAAGCCAAAGUCGUCACUACAAGGAGUGGUAAGACCCUUGUAGACCUCCCUAAGCCUCCCAAGAAGAUCUCAACGUCAAUAUUAGAGGAGGAAGAGGACCCUGCAACGUCUAAGGCUCAUGUGACAUCUCCACCUUCCAAUGCAAAACCGAAUACUCAAGGACAUGUUUCUAACUCUUUCAAUUCAGUUAUUGCUAAUCCAUCUUCUUCUCCUUUGCCUUUCCCAAGCAGAUAUGCUAAGUCCAAGAAGGAUGAGGCCGAAAAGGCCAUCUUGGAAACUUUUAAGAAGGUGCAAAUCAACAUCCCUCUCCUUGAGGCCAUCAAGCAAAUUCCUAAGUAUGCCAAAUUCUUGAAGGAACUUUGUACCACAAGGAGACAAAACCGUGAGAAAGAAGUGGUGAAGGUAAGUGAGAAUGUCUCAGCUGUGCUUCAACGCAGAAUGCCAGAAAAGUGUAAGGAUCCAGGGAGUUUUUCUGUCCCUUGUGUCAUUGGAACUACUAGAUUCGAAAAUGCCAUGCUAGACUUAGGUGCUUCUAUAAAUGUUAUGCCAUAUUCUGUUUAUGCAUCUCUAGGUCUAGGUGAACUUAAACAUGAUAAUGUUAUUAUUCAAUUGGCAGAUCGAUCUAAUGCAUACCCUAAGGGGUUAGUUGAAGAUGUACUUGUGCAGGUUGGUGAGCUAAUCUUUCCAGCUGAUUUCUAUGUCCUAGAGAUGGAGGAGGAGCCUUCUCCCAAGUCAACGCCACUUUUGCUAGGUCGUCCCUUCAUGAGGACGGCUAGAACUAAAAUUGAUGUGUACUCUGGCACCUUGACAAUGGAAUUUGAUGGAGAAGUUGUUGGCUUCAACAUCUUUGAAGCAAUGAGGUAUCCCUUAAGUGAUUUUCAUUCAUGUUUUUCUAUUGAUAUCCUUGAUGAACUUGCGCAGAAAUUCAUGGAAAUUAUGGAGGAUGAUACCAUGGCUUCAACCAUUGCAAGUGGAGUUGGUAUUCUUGAGAAUGGCGCCAUCACACCUAAGGAGGAGCUCACGGAUUCUUAUGAAUCCAUCCACAUAGAAAACGUUGCUUCUCUUGAAGCAACGUCCUAUGUAGGUAAGUCAAGUCCUUCGUUUUCACUUCCUAUCUCUACUAAUAAACCUCUACCUUCAGUGAUUCAGGCACCCACCUUAGAAUUAAAGCCAUUGCCAAAUCAUUUGAAGUAUGUUUACUUGGGAGAUAAAGAGACGUUACCUGUGAUCAUAUCUUCAUCAUUAACGUCUACUCAAGAGGAUAGACUUGUGGAGAUGCUUAAGAAACACAAGACUGCAAUUGGUUGGACUUUAGCAGACAUCAGGGGCAUUAGCCCUACCACUUGUGUGCAUCGGAUUUUGCUUGAGGAGGGAGCCAAGCCAACUAGGGAGGCUCAAAGACGUUUGAACCCACCCAUGAUGGAAGUUGUGAAGAAGGAAGUCAUCAAGCUCCUUGAUUGUGGCGUCAUAUACCCUAUCUCAGACUCCAAAUGGGUUUCACCAGUUCAAGUUGUGCCAAAGAAGUCUGGGAUAACAGUUGUGAAAAAUGCAGAGAAUGAGUUGGUACCUCAGAGAACUGUGACUGGACAUCGAGUUUGCAUAGACUACAGGAAGCUCAACGCCACUACUAGAAAGGAUCACUUCCCUUUGCCAUUCAUUGAUCAAAUGCUUGAGAGGUUAGCUGGCCAUGAGUUCUAUUGCUUCUUGGAUGGGUAUUCUGGUUACAACCAAAUCGCCAUUGCUAAUGAGGAUCAAGAGAAAACGACCUUCACUUGUCCUUUUGGAACGUUUGCCUACAGAAGAAUGCCAUUCGGACUCUGCAAUGCUCCAGGUACGUUUCAAAGGUGCAUGGUAAGUAUAUUUUCUGAUUUUAUUGAGAAAAUUAUUGAAGUUUUUAUGGAUGACUUUUCUGUCUUUGGUAAAGAUUUCGAAAAUUGCUUAAGUAACUUAGAAUUGAUACUUGAACGUUUAGAUAAAGCUAAAGUAGAUCUUGUUAGAUACUUACCCAACCCCACAAGUGUGAGGGAGGUCCGUUCUUUUCUUGGACAUGCAGGUUUCUACAGGCGCUUUAUCAAGGAUUUUUCCAAGAUUUCUAGGCCCUUAUGUCGUUUGCUUCAAAAGGAGGUGGCGUUUGAGUUCGAUGAGGAUUGCAAGAAGGCAUUCAACACUUUGAAGGAGCUUCUAACGUCUGCACCAAUUAUGCUUCCCCCAGAUUGGUCUCUUCCCUUUGAGAUCAUGUGUGACGCCUCUGAUUAUGCCAUUGGGGCCGUGCUUGGCCAAAGAAAGGACAAGAAGCCUUAUGCCAUCUACUAUGCGUCAAGGACCCUUAAUGAUGCUCAACUCAAUUACUCUACAACUGAAAAAGAACUUUUAGCUGUUGUUUUUGCCUUAGAAAAAUUUCGAUCUUAUUUAUUGGGUACUAAAGUUAUUAUUUAUUCUGAUCAUGCAGCUUUAAGGUACCUAAUGUCAAAGAAGGAGGCAAAACCAAGGCUAAUUCGUUGGAUACUCUUGCUCCAAGAGUUUGAUGUGGAGAUCAAGGAUAAGAAGGGCUCUGACAACGUUGUAGCUGACCACUUGAGCAGACUUGUGAGUGAGGAGGACGCCAUACCCUUAGUGGAGAUGUUUCCGGAUGAACAACUCUUCGGAAUCCAGGUAAGUGAGCCUUGGUAUGCAGAUAUUGUUAAUUAUUUGGUGUCUCAAACGUUCCCUAAUAACAUGACAAGUGCUCAACGUGAUAGGCUUAAGUUUUUAGCUAGACAAUAUGUUUGGGAUGAUCCUUACUUGUGGAAAUAUUGUUCAGAUAAAUUGAUAAGGAGAUGUGUGCCUAAUAAUGAGACAUGUGAUAGAUGCCAAAGAACCGGUAAUUUAGGCCCUAAAGAUCAAAUGCCUUUAAAACCAGUGAUAAUUGUCGAAAUUUUUGAUGUGUGGGGUAUUGAUUUUAUGGGUCCUUUUCCUUCAUCUAAUGGUUUUCUUUAUAUUCUCUUGGCUGUUGAUUAUGUUUCUAAGUGGGUGGAAGCGAAAGCCACCAGGACUAAUGAUUCUAAAGUUGUUGCAGAGUUUAUAAAGUCUAACAUUUUUAGUAGGUUUGGCAUGCCUAGAGCAAUCAUUAGUGACGGAGGUUCUCACUUUUGCAACAAAACCAUUGAAGCUUUGCUUAGGAAGUAUCAUGUGACACAUAAGGUUUCAACGCCUUAUCAUCCUCAAACAAGUGGACAAGCAGAAGUUUCGAAUAGGGAGAUCAAGAGGAUACUUGAGAAAACCGUGGGACCUUCAAGGAAGGAUUGGAGCCAACGUUUGGAGGAUGCAUUGUGGGCAUAUAGGACAGCUUUUAAAACGCCAAUAGGGAUGUCACCAUUUCGGUUGGUGUAUGGGAAAGCUUGUCACUUACCCGUGGAGUUGGAGCAUAGAGCUUGGUGGGCCGUUAGGACGUUCAAUAUGGACUUGGAUGAAGCUGGACUUCAUAGGAAGUUGCAACUCAAUGAACUUGAGGAAAUUCGAAAUGAUGCCUAUGAUAGUGCACGGAUUUACAAGGAAAAGACAAAGGCUUUUCAUGAUAAGAUGAUUCGUGGAAAGACCUUUUACUACUGCUUCUUGGAUGGCUAUUCAGGAUACAAUCAGAUUGCCAUAGCCAAUGAGGACCAAGAGAAGACAACGUUCACCUGCCCUUUUGGGACAUUUGCCUAUCGUCGCAUGCCUUUUGGACUUUGCAACGCACCAGGUACCUUUCAGAGGUGUAUGGUAAGUAUAUUUUCAGAUUAUAUUGAGAAAAUCAUAGAGGUAUUCAUGGAUGAUUUUUCUGUUUUUGGAAAAAGUUAUGAUGAUUGUCUUAAUAAUCUUGAAAUUAUCUUGCAACGUUGUGUGGAAACUAACCUUGUGUUAAACUGGGAAAAAUGCCAUUUUAUGGUUAGACUUAUAGUUCUAGGCCAUAUCAUCUCUGCUAGGGGUAUAGAGGUGGACAAAGCUAAAGUAGACCUUGUGCGUUACUUACCCUCUCCCACUUCUGUGAGAGAGAUUCGUUCAUUCCUUGGCCAUGCAGGUUUUUAUAGGAGGUUUAUCAAGGACUUCUCCAAGAUUUCGAGACCUCUAUGCCAACUACUUCAAAAGGAUGUGGCGUUUGUGUUUGACAAGGAGUAUCAAGAGGCUUUUGACAAGCUCAAGGAACUAUUGACGUCUGCCCCUAUCAUGUUACCUCCAGAUUGGUCCUUGCCCUUUGAGUUGAUGUGUGAUGCCUCUGACUAUGCAGUUGGAGCUGUUUUGGGGCAAAGGAAGGACAAACGUCCCUAUGCCAUCUACUACGCGGAUGGCUACUCAGGCUACAAUCAGAUUGCCAUAGCCAAUGAAGAUCAAGAGAAGACAACCUUCACUUGCCCCUUUGGGACGUUUGCCUAUCGACGUAUGCCCUUUGGACUUUGCAACGCUCCAGGUACCUUUCAGAGGUGUAUGGUAAGUAUCUUUUCAGAUUAUAUUGAGAAAAUCAUAGAGGUAUUCAUGGAUGACUUUUCAGUUUUUGGAAAGAAUUUUGAUGAUUGUCUUAAUAAUCUGGAGAUAAUUUUGAAACGUUGCAUGGAAACUAACCUUGUAUUAAACUGGGAAAAAUGCCAUUUUAUGGUUAAACAAGGAAUAGUUCUAGGACAUAUUGUCUCUGCUAGGGGAAUAGAGGUUGAUAAAGCCAAGGUGGAUAUUGUGCGUUACUUACCCUCUCCCACUUCUGUGAGAGAGAUUCGUUCUUUCCUUGGCCAUGCAGGUUUUUACAGGAGGUUUAUCAAGGACUUCUCCAAGAUUUCGAGACCUCUAUGCCAACUACUCCAAAAGGAUGUGGCGUUUCACUUUGACGAGGAGUGUCAAGAAGCUUUUGACAAGCUUAAGGAGAUGUUGACGUCUGCCCCAAUCAUGUUACCUCCAGAUUGGUCCUUGCCCUUUGAGUUGAUGUGUGAUGCCUCUGACUACGCAGUUGGAGCUGUUUUGGGGCAAAGGAAGGACAAACGACCUUAUGCCAUCUACUACGCCUCGAGGACUCUGAAUGAUGCACAGAUGAACUAUUCCACUACAGAGAAAGAGCUCCUUGCAGUUGUCUUUGCCCUUGAGAAGUUUCGUUCUUACUUACUUGGUACCAAGGUUAUUAUCUAUACUGACCAUGCAGCUUUGAAAUACUUGAUGACCAAGAAGGAGGCGAAACCAAGGCUCAUCAGAUGGAUCCUACUCUUGCAAGAAUUUGACGUGGAAAUCAAGGACAAGAAGGGUAAGUGA
Messenger RNA from Rosa rugosa (rugosa rose), 6810 nucleotides. RefSeq lists its product as uncharacterized. The record is from RefSeq and is a predicted model, not a curated record. NCBI's taxonomy places the organism in Eukaryota, Viridiplantae, Streptophyta, Magnoliopsida, Rosales, Rosaceae. Gene Ontology annotation, molecular function: nucleic acid binding. Gene Ontology annotation, biological process: DNA integration. The transcript has 7 exons. The coding region runs from base 1 to 6810 and encodes 2269 amino acids.